Molecule: messenger RNA, 1479 nt
Organism: Serpula lacrymans var. lacrymans S7.9
Lineage: Eukaryota; Fungi; Basidiomycota; Agaricomycetes; Boletales; Serpulaceae
Exons: 5
Coding region: 1-1479 (492 amino acids)
Source: RefSeq, a predicted model, not a curated record
AUGGUCUUCUGCCAUUCGGACUGCGUUAGACAGGUGGUGUUGUACGCUUGGUUGGGUGAAUUUGAACUAUUGAAACGUUCAUGUCAUGACAUUCUAAAGAAACCAUGGGCUGUGCCAUCAAAUUGUGAACUGGCAGUGAAAUAUUUCAAGGUUAUUCGUGCGCAAGAGGAAAUCAAAUGUCUUAAUGUUGAAAUCAGGAGGCUGCAUGAGUGGGUUAAUGCUGAGGAUGCACAUCUGCUUGCUACGGCUGAGGGUACUGCAGGUGAUGAGUAUAUUGCAUUGGAAAUUAAUGCCAUGUAUCUCACCCGUCAGCAUGUUAACAAUGUUCACCGCCAUCGUCUACAGCAGAUUUAUAAUCUCAAAGGCUUUUCUGGAGAUAUCAAAGACAAUAACUCUGCACGGCACAACAAUACCAUCAAUUCUCAAGAAUUAGAUAACGGCGACGAUGAAGAAGAUGAAGUUUUAUUUGAGGAGGUGUUUCUUACUACCACUACUAUCACAACAGAUAAUAUCACUACCACUUCUGACACUAUGUGUGCCAUUCAUAGCAGAGAAGCAGAGCACCGAUUAGCUUAUCUGGACCUUGGGGUUAAUAUGAAAUUUGAUCAUAGUGUUUGUCUUUCGGCUUGCUUUGAGAUGAAGAAAUCGAGGUUUUUAGGACUCGGGGAAUCAUUUUUUACAGUUGCGGUUUCAGAGAAUGAGUGGAGUCAUGCAGUACAAGAUGCUGUUUCCUUGAUACAAGAUAUAUUUGAGAGCACUGUGGCACCUACGCUCUGCAAGGCUUGUUUUAAAGCUUUCUGGGAGUCCAUUGUCAUUCCCGAUCAUCUGAAGCUUCCAGUCAACAACAUUACCCUGCAGUUUCCUAAUCCCAUCUCCAACUCAUCCGUCAACGACACAGGCCCACCUUCACUGAAUAGCUCUGACAAAUAUUGGACGUAUGUUGAGUCCCUUGAUUCAAUAAUGACUGAAGACAUAUUUGAUGCAACAUUCACCACAUUUGACGGUGAGACCAAUAGUGGUAACUUGCCGGUCACAUCCACUCCCCAACCUAGCAGUACUCCUGCAGCCUCCACCACCACCCCAUUGUCGCCUCAUUCGUCCUCCGGCUCCAAGCAGCUGCAUAACUCUGACACCGACUCUUAUUUGUCACUACACACGCUAUCCAGUAAUGUGCCCAGCUAUAAAAACCAUCCUCAAAUGUUGUUUGUUAAUGUGAGGAAAUCCUCCAACAAAGCCUUGGCCAAAUCACAGCAAUCACGUUCCGAGUUCCUUCGUUACAUAAACACUCACUUUGCGCCGACCAAUCACUUGUUGGAGAGGGCUCAAAAGUCUGGGGGUAUAUCAACUGACAUCAGCAAGGGCAAGGCAGCUACGCCUCCAAUGCCCAGAUACCAAAAUUCCAGUGCCAAGGAUGCCCCAGUACUUGCUCCCGCUAGCCAGCAUAGAAGAAAGGCCUUGAUUGUAACAACCAAGAGUUAG